AUGGCGCCUGAAUCUUCUACACAAACGGAUCCUGCGCCAGCAGCUUCUCCUGCUGUCCCCCCCACCGCGCAACAUGCCCCUCAGACGUACGCUCAGCAGCAACAGCAACAGCAGCAACCUGGCUUCCAGCAAGACCCUCGCAGUUAUGGACCCCCUUACGCGCCGUACCCGCAACAGCCUGCUCAGCAGCAGUGGACGCCCCCUCGAGUCGCCGAGUCUAAGGCCUGGAUGAUCACCAAGCUCACACUCCACGGGAUCGAUAUCGUUUGCUGUAUUGUUGGACUCGGUCUUACGGGCGCGCUCAGAAGUACUGAAACACUGGGUCUGGUCGCGCUCGGUGCUUGCCCACUUUUCGUCGUAGCAAUGAUCUGGGACAUCGCCGAAUUGGCCACUCGUUUCGGUCGCAAAUGGAAGGCCGGCAUUCACCCUGGCGCCCACGUCGCCAUCUCCCUCUUCAUCUGGCUUGGUGCUGCUAUCGUCGGCGGUCUCGAGAGCACUUUCAGCGCAUACUAUAAUGAGUUCGACUACCUCGACGAAGAUUGCGAAUACAAUUCUACACAAGGACGUUACAUUUGCACAAGUAGCGACAAAGUUGGUAGCAAACGCACGCUCUUCAUUGCACUGUCGGUGUUUACCUGCCUUGUCUGGCUCUGGCACUUCGUCCUGUUCGUCGGUGCCUGUAUCGAUACUCAGAAGCGAAACGCCGCAAUGAGACGACCUGUUACAAUGGUGUUCGGAGGACCGGCUUACUGGGGCCCCGGAGCGCAAGGCUUCCAGCAGGUGCCUCAGUAUUACGGACCUCCUCAAGGGCAGGGUAUCCCCAUGCAGAACUGGGCACCACCGCAAAUGGGAAAUGGCAAGAACCUAUGA
This is a messenger RNA of Fusarium proliferatum ET1, 870 nucleotides long. RefSeq lists its product as uncharacterized. Bases 1 to 870 code for a protein of 289 amino acids. The transcript has 2 exons. Lineage: Eukaryota; Fungi; Ascomycota; Sordariomycetes; Hypocreales; Nectriaceae. The record is from RefSeq and is a predicted model, not a curated record.